GUUGGCGUCACAACAAUCGUGCGUCACUUCCCGUUCGUUCUUGCCGAGAGCAAUGUAAACUUCCUGGGAGUGUCGACUUUCGCGCUCCUGGUCCAAAAUUCCGAAAAACAGUCAUGAUUCUCUGCGUUUGGAGAACUUUUUCUGUGAUAUUCUACUUAACAGUCACCUGCGCUAGCGAAGCGUCAACCAUCUUCGACAAGCUCAAAUAUUUCGAGACGUUGAAAGUGACCGAUCUCAGUCAUUUCAUCACAAAACGAGGAACGCAACCCAGUAAACAUAAGUUCAGCACAAUCAAGGAAGUCAGUUUCAAAGCUCAUGGAAGGGAUUUCAGACUCAUCCUAAAUCCUUCAAAGGGUCUGCUCUCGGCUCACUUUAAAGCAUACACUGUCGAUGGUUCGGGCAACAAGAGGCCUGUAUGGGUCGACCAGAACCAGUUUUUCGAAGGACGAGUGUUCGGGGAACUGGACUCCAACGUGAGCGCCCACAUGGACGAUGGGGUCAUGACAGCCUCGAUUCGCGUCAAGAAUGACAUUUAUGUGGUGGAGCCCUCGUGGAGACAUAUACCCCAGGACAGCAACGCCACCAUGAUCGUCUACCGCGCUUCCGACGUCAAGUAUUCGUGGGACCCGACACAUGGGGCGGAAUCUCUGACAAAGUACUGUGGCUACGUGAAGGAAGGUGCCAACUCGAGCCUGGAGUCCGCCGGGGAUGCAGCCGAGAAUUCGGGUCACUGGGAAGGGCACGGCAAGGGUGGUGGUGGCAGCAGCCACGUGGAGAAACGCCAGGCCAUGGAGCCCUACCACUGGGAACCCGUGCAGACGCGCUGCUCCCUGCUGCUGGUGGCAGACCACCGCUUUUACGAGAACAUGGGCGGCCGCAACCUCAAGAGCACCAUCAACUUUUUGAUAACCCUGAUCGACCGUGUGAACAAGAUAUUCCUGGACACGGAGUGGCGGGACAGCGACCGGCACCCCGGCUUUCGUGGGAUGGGCUUCGUCAUCCAGGAGGUGAUGGUGCACACCGAGCCAACCCCUGUGCUCCGCAACGAAGUCCACUACAACAUGGCCGGAGUCACCUGGAACGUCAGGGACCUGCUGGAGGUGUUCUCUCGCAGCCUGAAUCACCGGUGGUUUUGCCUGGCGCACUUGUUUACCGAUCAGAAGUUUGAAGGGGGCAUCCUGGGCCUUGCGUACGUGGGCUCACCCCGAAGGAAUUCCGUGGGCGGCAUUUGCAGCCCCGGCUAUGUCAAAAAUGGGUACACGCUCUAUCUGAACUCUGGCCUAAGCACCUCACGGAAUCACUACGGCCAGCGUGUGAUUACAAGAGAAGCUGACCUGGUCACAGCACAUGAAUUUGGCCACAACUGGGGCAGUGAGCACGAUCCAGAUCUCCCCGAGUGUUCCCCAGACUCUCCUAGGGGUGGCUCCUAUCUGAUGUACACUUACUCUGUGAGCGGGUAUGACCCUAACAACAAGAAAUUUUCACCGUGCAGCGUGAGGUCCAUUAGGGCUGUGCUCCUGGCAAAAGCUAGCAAGUGCUUUUCAAAGCCAGAGGAGUCGUUCUGUGGCAAUUCCCUGGUGGAGGAAGGGGAACAAUGUGACGCUGGGCUCAUUGGAAGUGAAGACAGCGACCCGUGCUGCGACGAUGAGUGCAGGCUCAAGCAGAACGCCAAGUGCAGUGACAGAAACUCACCCUGCUGCCGCAACUGUGACUACUCCCAGUAUGGAGCCCUGUGUCGCGAGGCCCAGCCCAACGCUUGCAAGAACGAGUCUCAUUGCACUGGAAAAUCGGCCGAAUGUCCUCCAUCCCGUCCACUGGACGAUGACAAACCGUGUCUUGACAAGGGCAAGUGUCGUGGUGGAGAAUGCAUGCCUUACUGUGAAACCAGGGGAGAGAUCUCGUGCAUGUGUGACACAGAGGUGGAUGCUUGCAAGCGAUGUUGCAGGCCAUCCCACAAUGCCACAUGCAAGCCUACAGAGCCAAUGGAAAUACUGAGGGAUGGAACACCCUGCAUACAUGGGUACUGCGAAAAGGGAAGGUGUGAAAAGACUGUGCAAGAUAUUGUGGAAAGAUUCUGGGACAUCAUUGAGGACAUUGACAUCAACACUGUUUUGAAGUUCCUCAACGACAACAUUGUGGGGACUGUGAUCGUUGUGUCCAUCAUUGUGUGGGUGCCAGGAAGUUGCCUCAUCAGCUAUGUGGAUCACAGGCGCAGGGCCGAAUAUGAGAAGUCAAAGAAGACCUGUCGGAAGCGAGAUAGCCUUCAGCCGUUUCGCCUGCCUUCAGAUAGCAGCGUCAAAGUGGUUCACAUAUCACGGCGCCAGCCACAACAACAUCAGCCGCAACCGCAGCAGCAACAUCAGCCGCAACAGCACCUGCCUCAACAGCACCAGCCGCAACAGCACCAGCCGCAACAGCACCUGCCGCAACAGCACCUGCCACAACAGCACCAGCUGCAUCAGCCACAGCACCAGCCACAGCAGCACCCUGUGGCAUCUUCCCAGGAGCAAGGCUUGGGUCCCGCCUUGAGGAUGUCAGCUCGAGCCGCGCCUUCCAGCCACAAUGGGGACUACUGGUCCACCUCUGGUGCCUAUGCUGCCCCAGACAGGAGCCUGCACGGGCCGCGAUACGAAGGACGUCCGUACGUGAGACCAAGCAGCGUCGCAGAAGGCGGGAGCUACGGCCGGCACGACCCGUCAGACUACUACCACCACCACCCUUCACAUCCGCAAGGGUACGGCCGUCCAGGCACGGGCUCUGUCUCAGAGAGGCCCGGAAGCCGCUCGAGGCAGCACAUCGAGAACUACACCGUGCUAUAGCGCCGCCGGUUACCUUCGUCUCUUUGCUGUUUCUCGGUGUUGAACCACCUUUGACACGUCAUCUGAUUUCACCUUUCCGGAACCAUUGGAAGACAUCAGUCAGUCCUUUUUGUUCUUCGAGAGAGAGAGCGUGCUUUAUGGUUUGGGAAUGAAUGCUGAGUCUGCCAUAUAUGGAUGGGAAGGGGCUUGAGUUUUCCGUGCCCCAACUUUUUGGAGACGAGCCUAACUCGUCCUUCAAUGUCUGUUUCGUUCGCUCUUUGGAAUUCUGUCCGCACGAUCUUGAGGCCAUGACAUUGGUGCGAAAAACCAACUGAAAAUUGCAUAUAAUUUGGAGUGCGUGAAGACCGUUUCGUGCCACAAUGGUAUUAUUGACUGUACCUGAGUCGCAAAUAUGGUUGCAUCAAAAGCAUAUUUGCAAUUUCUGCGCAGUAAAUAUUCACGCUUGGUUCGUUUUUCAAAAAGCAAUGUGGAACUCUUUAUUUUGUGUUUCCAAUUUUGUGCAGUUUUUGGUUAAUUUUUUGCCCUUCAGACCUUUCUAUUCUGCACUGUAACCUGCGCGACAAGGCCUUCUUGCACUGCAGUCUGCUUAUACUCGCAACCUUCUUCGACUGCCAAGCUAGUAUGCCUUUUACAGUACUAAAAUUAUCAACGAGAGUUGUCAAACGAAGGAUCUUUGGUCACAAUAAUUUAUUGAAUUGCUGAAGAGAAGAUGUAAGAGUCCAUUUGGGUGCAGUGGUACCUCAGGUCUUUUGUUUUGCACAACCAUGUUUCACUGUUUAGAUUAGAAAGUUCCUAUCUUUUGCAUUGCGGGGUGCAUUGAGCUGUCGAGCGUAUUUAGUUCGAAGUUAUACGUGCUAUAUUUUGCCAAAGUUUGAAUGUCAAAGAUUGAAUGUGGCAGGCCGAUUGUUUAUUUUCCGACUAAUUUAGUUUCGCGUCAUGCCACGACUACAUAUUUAUACUUUUUGUGGACAUGUUUGGUUGUGCUGUAUAGUACGAAUUGGUAGAUGUCGGUUGCCAUGCUGAGGGUGUUUACAAACAUUCUGUUUUUAUCAUUGAACCUAGAUUCAUAGAGACAUAUUCCAUGUAGGUUUUACAAUAUUUGUUUUCUGCAAGCAGUUUUAAGCUCCUUUGUGCUAAAGUCCCUCUUGCAUCAAGAACACGAAAGUGACUAAAAUUAAUUGGCAUCAAAGUAAUAAUGAUGCCAUAUUGUGGAGCACUAACUGUCGUCAAACUGAAGUCUGUUUCUGUGAGACGUUAAGAAUUCAUUGCAGAAAAAAGUUUGUUUUGCUCAAAAUGGUGGUCUAGUUGUUCCCGAUUGCUCGUGACAGUUGAACGGUUUUAUGUGCAUUCAUAGUCGCUCAGUUUUGAUAGUAAUGUUUCAAGAUGAUUUUUUUGCAGUCUUUUGACUGUUGUGCAGAAUUGGAAUGGCUUUCAUGCAUCUCAUGCACGCUGAUGAUUUUGUCUCAUUAUCUAUUAUCAGUUGAUGCAUGAACAUCAGGUUGUUUUUGAUGGUUGCAUAUUAUCGAUGGGUCUGUGGGAUUCUUGUGAAAUAUACAUAACCGAUGCUACUAUACAAGUAGUCGUGGAGAUUCAUUGUGUUGGUGAUGUGCACUCAGUGAAUGCUUGCAGGGUACAAGGCUCACUUACUCUAAGUGACAAGCAUGAGAUGAGUGAGAGCACCCUCAAUGGUACAUUAUUCCUGUUUUAUUGGCAGUUCCAGGCAUUGUGGGCAAGUGAAACCAGGUUGUGAGACCUAUCGUUCCAGGAACACCACUUGUGUCAUGACUGUUCUUCUGUCUCUUUGUGCAUUUGUUACAUCUGAGCUGGGUUCCAACUGUGCUUGAGCAUAUGAAUUGCAUUGUUAAUUUGUGAUGUUAAAGGGCACACUAAGCGGUGUGUGACUGUCUAUUUAUGGCUCAAGCAUCAUCUACCUACUUAACCAAGUCUAAAAAUCUGCAAAUUAUUUGUACAGAUGUCCUACUUCUAUAAGAAACAGGCAGUUAAAGUUGUAUCAUAUCACCUUGCACCAAGAAAAGGGAAAGCAGUGAACCCAAGUUUCUUUCUGUUUCUCGGUGCAAACAGGAGAAAGGGUACAACUUUGAAUGACGCUGGUGAAAAUAAUUUGUGAAUUUUCAAACUAUAAAGUAGGUAAAGUGCACAAGUGCAUUUUUAGAUUAAGCGAUGUUAAAUUCAUUAUGGUUGCUAUUGGGAUUAGGCUCAAUUGCUCGAUAAUCUAGUCAUGACAGAAGAAUGAUUCCUACCUUUAAAAUCACUGACUCGCAGGCAGUUGUUAGUCUGAUUUGACUGCAAAUAAAUUGUUGUUUCUUUUUAA
This is a messenger RNA of Ixodes scapularis (black-legged tick), 5151 nucleotides long. RefSeq names its product ADAM 17-like protease (gene Tace). The transcript has 21 exons. Gene Ontology annotation, molecular function: metalloendopeptidase activity. Bases 114 to 2819 code for a protein of 901 amino acids. NCBI's taxonomy places the organism in Eukaryota, Metazoa, Arthropoda, Arachnida, Ixodida, Ixodidae. Gene Ontology annotation, cellular component: plasma membrane. Gene Ontology annotation, biological process: membrane protein ectodomain proteolysis; Notch signaling pathway. The record is from RefSeq and is a predicted model, not a curated record.